GGCAGAUUGGGAGAGAUGCCCACUGCGGAGAAAAUGAGUCAAGACAUAAGGGAAGUGGUGCUAUCUAUUUUGCCAAGCCUCUCAAAUGAAUCCUUAACAUCUCUUCUUGAACGGUUAGAAGAGCUUGGUGUGGAAAGCAGAGAAGACCUUGCUUUUGUACAAGAGAAGGAUCUGGAGAAACACAUUAGGCCAAUCCAGUGUCGCAAACUGUUAAACAGCAUUAAAAAUGAAGGACUUGUAACAGUUCAAAGUGAACUGGAUGCUGCUGCCUCUUCAUCCCUCUCAUCAAGCCCCAUGAGCACUCCACUCAUCCUAUCUUCUAACUCCUCAAGCAGUUCAAACUCCUCUGUUUCUUCGUCCCCACAUCCUGGCAGGCCAUGGUAUGCAGAGUUCAAAGUCAAUUGGAAUAGGAUGCCAGCAGCAAUUCAAAAAGCAGUGGCAAAUCAAACAAGACCAUCACCAGGAGACAGAAAAGAUAUGGUGAAAGCAGUGGUAGAUCAGAUGCUUGAACAUGAUCUUAACCCAACUAGAGCAAUGUGUCACAGCGUAGUCCGAGGAAUUGUAAGGGAACACCCAAAAGUUUUGGAUGGGAAAAAAGGAGACAUGGGUGGAGAGGGCUGCCACUCUCUUCUUCAGCAAAUUAAAACAAGAGUGGAAUAUAAAAACAGAACAAAUACUCUUGCAAGGCGACGAGAGAGAAGGUCCCACACUAAUGCAGCAGGGGAGGCAAGAGGCCCUGUAGAUCAGUAUGGAUGUGUGAGGUGGUGUCCUGUAGAACUGCCAGCUGGAGAAACGGAGGCAUCAUUAGAUGACAUGAAAAUGCAGCUACUUAAAAUAUUCUCCGAGUUAGGGAUGAGUGGAGCAGAGAAAGCUGAACCUCUUAUGGAGAAGACCUAUAUCCACCAGCGCCGAUACCUUAAUGGAGUGCCUGCACCACACAUUGCACAAGUUCAGAAGGAAUGGCCUUUCCUUUUCUCUCAAAGAUGUCUUUACUCCCACUUUAGGCUUCUAACAGACAUAUCUAUCCUCAGCAAGCUGCAAGAGGCACUGGACAAUAAAGGCAGUACAAUUAUAAAGUUCUGCCAGGAACUAAGCCAUCAUUCAGGAAUUCAGGAUGUGCUGUCUAAGUUUGAACCAGAGGUUUCAGUUAAGGCUGCAUGUGUCCUUCUCCUCCUGAUGGCAUACUUUAAGGAGCCCAAGGAUGCAAUCCUACUUCAAGCAGAUACAUGUGCCACAGGUGCUGAUGUUCAGAGGACAAUGAUGCUACCAAGCACACCCCGCUUGAUUAUACAAGAUGACAUGAUGAAGCCUAAAGCCUGGAUGUUGUCAAUUGAAGGACAAGUGGUCAUGGGACCACAUCAUGAUUUUGUCAAUGGUAUUGCUACAAUCUUUGCAAGUUAUUACAACUUUAACUUGCAGUAUCCUGAAGAUGCCUCAUCCACAUUGGAGUUUAUCCAAAGGUUUUUUUUGGGUAUUAACCCAGAGUCGGGCUCAAAAUCAAAAAAGAAACACGGACACAUCAACCAACAAGUCUGCACACUUUUGAGGAAACUAAUUGAUUUUGAAUGGAUGUCAAUGUAGACAUUUUCAGAAAGGACUCCUAAUAAUUCAAAUUGAUUUAAAGUGUUUUAAUCCCCUGUUUUGCCUCAGUUUAAUUUCUAUCUUGCUGUCUUUAAAAAUGUUACACUGCUUUAUAAUUACAUUUUUGUUUUUUAACAUUAUCGUUUAAAUGUUAAACACUGGAGUUUAUAUCUUUAAUUUAAUUUCUUAAAAUAUACCUUUUAAAAGGGAAAUGCUUUCAGAAUUAUUGAUUGCUUUUCACUUGACCCUUUCAGAUGUCUGCAUAUCUGGAAAAAGUAGCACAUAUUUACAAAUAAUACACUGUUGAC
Polypterus senegalus (gray bichir) is the source of this 1889-nucleotide messenger RNA. RefSeq lists its product as uncharacterized. The record is from RefSeq and is a predicted model, not a curated record. Lineage: Eukaryota; Metazoa; Chordata; Cladistia; Polypteriformes; Polypteridae.